UCACCAUUUCCCUGGAUGGCCCUGAGACAGCAACACUUCUGAUGUCCCAGAGCAGCACCUCGGCUCUGGGGAGGCCUCGCCUGCCGUCCGGCAGUUCAGGAUCAGAAGUUAGAACUGUCUCUUCUCCAGCGGAGAACGGAACAGCCCGGGACUCCCUGGUGCGGGGGUUGGGGCUCCCGGAAGAAGCGCCCUUGCACGCCCAUGUGGCUGCCACUUCAGUUAUGAGCCAGUCCUCUCCUGCUUUGGAGAUGGGAGACAAGACCACAGACUCCAGGAAGAGCAACUCCUUGGGAACAGAGCUCUCGGGAGCCCAUUUUUCCAGGACUUCCUCCCCUGCCUCAUCUGGAAAUGUAGGAGAAUUAAACACCGCUGCUCUCCAAGGCCCCUCCGUCAGGCAGACAGUGGGAGCACAUGUCGCCACCACGUUCCCUGAUGGUGUCCCAGGAACUGUCAGUCUGGGGCCUCUAAACAAGACUGAAGCUUUCCCUGAGGACUCCAAAAUUGCCAUGGCCUCAGCAUCCGUCCAUGCUUCACCCUCCGAGGCAGAACUGAGAAGAAACAGUGGAACCAUCAGUAAUACGGAAGGUGGGAAAUUCAUCGAGCCAUCCACAGAAAAUGCAUUUGGCCUUGCAUCUUCCGAGGUCUCAGUGGGAUUUUGGCAAAAUGAUUCGCCAACCUCGAGUGGACGCCAGCUUGUCAGCAGCUCUAAUGUGGAAAGCAGAAGUGAUGAGUCACAGACAGAGGCAGGGUCCAGGACAGUCCCUUCGGUGAGAGGCGGAGAGAACACAGCACCCUGGCUCCUGACGGAGAGCGAGACAUUUGCAGAUGUAACAGGAAGCUCUACUUCGCCUCCUGAAGUUGUGAAUGCUUCAGUUUGGACCCAGUUCUCAGCCUCUGCCCCGCAGUCCAGAGGGAGUGACACAGUGCUGCGCGCAAGGAGUUCCUCUGAACCGUCAGCCCGGUUUCUGUCUUCCUCUUCCUCAGAAAGCCUGGAUUUCUCAGCACCACGUGCCACUGAAGAUGGCCCUGCGCUGGGGCCCGGCCCUGAUGUGGAGGAGGGGACAUCCAGGGGGACUCUGGGUGCUCGAGCCCUGGGCACACACACUUCAGCUACGGUCACUGGAAGCGGAGAGCGCACGCUACGGUCUCUCACCAAUGGGAGCACGACUUUCAGGGGAGAGGGGCCCUCCGCGGUGCACCCAGAAACAGAGAGUGCCACGCUGCAUGGGGACAUGACAGUGACUGGUGAUGCCCACUUGGAGGCAGGCUCCCUGCCUGUCUCACAAAUCCUUGGAGUCACUGGCGUCAGCCGAGAUCAAGUGAGUGGCACCGACACUGUACAGAGGACUUCCAGCGACCUCACAGACCACACCUACGUGUCAUCUACGUUCACCAAGGGAGAACGGGCCUUACUGUCCAUUACAGACAACAGCUCGUCCUCAGACAUACGGGAGAGUUCUACUUCUUCUGUUCAGAUCUCAAACUUUUCACAUUCAGACCAUUCUUCCUCUUCUCAGGUCCCGACGGGAAGAAAGAAAGUCUCACCCAGUGCGGGGGGAUAUGCUCAGCCUGCCACAGAGUCACUGGCUGUGCACACAGCCCACCCUCCGUCCUAUACACCCACCAUGAACGUGGCAGGCACCCUGGUUCUUCUGGACGCUGAUGCUGGAGCGGUUGGCAACUCGUCCUCUUCAGGGUCCCCACUGCCCCUGCCCUCUGUGUCACAGUCCUACCAGCCGACCUCAGCAUGGCCGUCCACCAGGGCCACCACUCACCCGCAAAAGCCAACCCCCGGUACCCCCACUUUGUCAUCCUCAUCGCCACCUUCUCCAGUCUCCAUGACUGCGUCGACCCCUGCCUCUCUGUCUGCUUCCCAAACAGUCUGGCCAUCGUCACUUUCUACCCCGGUUCUGCCCAAGGCAAGGGACACGCCUGUGACUUCAGUUCGUGUAUCCACAGCAGCAGCAUCUGUGGCCAUGCUCCCCAGUAGUCAAACGGCAGGCUCACAUCCCCAGAGCAGCUCACACCACGAGAAAAUCCUUACGGAUUCAAAGCUACCAAACGUGGAGUCUCUGCCCACCGAAGCCACCAGAGCUGUACCAGUGAGCUCCACUUCAGGGACCCCUUUGCCUCCAGCGUCAACAGAGUUCUCUCCUGGGUCCACCCUCCCAAUCACAAGCGCCAGCUUAGCCCAAACAUAUCCAAGUUUGAAAACCUCCACUCUCAAGCCCUCUCCUCUUCCCGGGCCCACCGCCGCCCCCCCAUCGAGCACAGCAGGUCCAACUGCAGCUCCCACCACAGCACAGCCUACAUCAGGAAAACCACCUCUGCCUUCCAGUCCUGAAAUUCUAGUGUCACAGAGCCCAAGAGAAGUUGCUGCUACUACCAGAGGGAACCCAGAGCCUCAAGAUGCUACCACCCAAUUGACCCCCCUGAUCAGUGUGCCCACAUCAGCAAGAGAGUUGACCACUGAGCCCGGCACGGGAGAGGACUACAGUUCAGCGUCACACUUCCUCAGGACGUCUCCUUUCCAAACCACAGAUGUCUCUACGGCUGAAAUGUCGCCUCCUCCGUCUCAGAGCAGCACACAGUCACCGGUGGCUUUGUCGUCUCCAGCCUCAGUUAACAGCUGUGCCACUAACCCCUGUCUCCAUGAUGGGAAAUGCCUUGUGGACCCCACCAGCCGUGGGUAUCGUUGCAUGUGCUCAUCUUCCUGGCAAGGGGAUGACUGCAGUGUGGAUGUGAAUGAAUGCCUCCUGAACCCCUGUCCGCCCCUGGCCGUGUGCAACAAUACUCAGGGAUCCUUUAUCUGCCAGUGCCCAGUUGGGUACCAGUUGGAAAAAGGAAUAUGCAAUUUGGUUAGAACCUUCAUGACAGAGUUAAAAUUAAAGAAAAGUUUUCUAAAUACCACCAUGGAAAAGCACUCAGCUCUUCAUGAAGUUGAAAGUGAGAUCACUAAAAUGUUAAACAUGUGUUUUUCAAAGUUACCUGGUUAUACCCGAUCCACAGUUGAUGCUUCAAGAGAGUCUAGUGCCGCAGUCAUGUCACUGCAAACCACUUUUGCUCUGACCUCCAAUGUGACGCUGUUUGACCUGGCUGACAAGAUGCAGAAGUGUGUCAACUCCUGCCGCUCCUCUGCUGAGGUCUGCCAGCUCUUGGGGUCUCAGCGGUGGAUCUUGGGAGCCGGCAGUUUGUGCAAGCGGAAGACUCCGGAAUGUGACAAAGAGACCUCCAUCUGCACUGAUCUGGAUGGCGUGGCACGAUGCCAGUGCAAAGUGGGCUACUUUCAGUUCAACAAGAUGGACCACUCCUGCCGAGCAUGUGAAGACGGGUACAGGCUGGAAAAUGAGACCUGCAGGAGUUGCCCAUUCGGCCUUGGCGGUCUUAACUGUGGAAACCCCUAUCAGCUUAUCACCGUGGUGAUUGCAGCAGCUGGAGGUGGGCUUCUCCUCAUCCUAGGCAUUGCACUGAUUGUUACCUGUUGUCGAAAGAAUAAAAAUGAUAUAAGCAAACUCAUCUUCAAAAGUGGGGAUUUCCAAAUGUCCCCAUAUGCUGAGUACCCCAAGAAUCCUCGAUCACAAGAAUGGGGCCGAGAAGCCAUUGAAAUGCAUGAGAAUGGAAGUACCAAGAACCUGCUCCAGAUGACAGAUGUGUAUUAUUCGCCCACAAGUGUGAGGAAUCCUGAACUUGAACGAAAUGGACUCUACCCAGCCUACACUGGACUGCCUGGCUCUCGGCAUUCUUGCAUUUUCCCUGGACAGUAUAACCCAUCUUUCAUCAGUGAUGAGAGCAGGAGAAGAGACUACUUUUAAGUGCAGAGAGAGAGGGGCCGUUGCUCUGAGCGUGUCGUCGGGACCCUGUGCCCAGGAGGGAGCGUCGCCGUUGGCUGCUCCAGGACACGCAGAGCCGUGCUUGAGUGGCAGCAAAGCAGGGCGGGUGUGAGGGAAGGGGGCGCGUGGACCCUGUGGACGUGGGACUGCAGGCUGCUUGUUUAGCACCUUCCUUGUUACUGUGAAUGUGAGCGUGGGCAGGGAGCACCCCAGCAGGCCCCUGGCGCCGGCGUGGCUGUGCCAGGGCAGCCCACAAGGCAUCGUUGCAAGGCCCCAGCAUUUCCUUAGCUUGCACUUUAGUGAUUUGGGUAGGGAAGUCUCCUUUGGGAUUAUUUUCAAGACUGUUCCAGAAAGGACUCUCUGCCUCAGACAUUCUCUUGAGCCUCAAUUUGGUGAUUACUUUACAACAAAAUGCGGCCUUUUUUAGUUCUUUUCCUGCCUAGUCCCCGCAUGCUAGAUAACAGAUGAUGAUGAAUAUACCACUGCAGUUUGGAAUGCUGUAGCUCAGCCUACAGUGUUUCAGUCUGCUCCAAGCCAGUCCCCAGAGUGAGUUGCAACUUGUGAGGCACAGCACACAGCUCAUUUGUUUUAGAGUCAGGGUGACGCUUUGACUUCAGGUGAUUUUUCCCAUUGUGGUUAAAUCUCACUUUGGCAAACAAGCCUGAAUCAGGGCAAAAUAACUUCCACCUGGUGCGAGUUAGGGGCAUCCAGCUGCCCUGGAGGGAGGCCUUCCAGGCGGCGACAGCAAAGGCCCUGGUGGAAGAUUCACAGAGCUGCAGCAUGGACAGUGGGGCGUUGUGUCUCUGGUGGCAUUGCUUGGCACAGGGGCGGGGUGGGGGCCUCUGACCACCUUUGAGCAGAGGCUACCACCUAAGGGGUAGAAAUGGAAAGCUGGAUGGAGGUUGGACCUGAGAUUUCACUGCCAGAGGAAAGGCAGUUGAUGCAGCCCCAGUCACUGAGUGUGAUUAGAGGGAUGGACUGAACAGGUCAGUUAGAGUUCCUGAAACACCAGUAUUUUUGGAAGCCUGGCAGAUUCUUGAGGAAGAUUAAGGAGCUGGAGAGGAGCCCCACGUGAGGCCACUUACCUGCUAAUGCACUGUCUGACUGGAUCUGUGGCCUCGUGCACAACUCAAGGCUAUUUAUUCAUUGAAGAAAGAACUUAAGUCCUCUCAUCCGGUAAUGUGCACCUCUUUAUAUUACUACAUGGUUCCCUCUAGAAACAUUUAUAAUUUAAGUCAGCAGUGGAGAACUGAAGACCUCUGGCCAGGCCAGAGAGUUGAGAGUUUGCCUUGGGGAAGGAAAGUCCACGUCUUCUUUAUUUUGGCUGUGGGAUGAGAGGGGUGUGUGUGCUCAGUCUUUACCGCUUGUGAAAUUGCAACUGUUCUCAUCACCUACUCUUCAACAUCCUGGUUUUGGAUGACGUGAACACAGGUAAAAGAAUUGUCCCCACCCAAAAGCUUGGAGCACAGUGGCACCCACUUUUCUGGAAAGGGUCAGCCUUUGGAGGCAAUGCUACCCUGGGCAUUUUCUAGUCGCUCUCACGUCAUCUCCGUCCUCACAGCUGUAAGUGCGAACUCCUGCCUCCUGUCAUCCCCACGAGCCCCACCACCUGCUGCAGCAGGCUGCCGGUCAGGAACAGCCCUCUUACUCGUUCAGGUGGACUCAAUACAAUAGCUACAAAAAGAAUACGAGUGUUAUCAGUGGAUGCCGCCUUAAGAUGACAGAGCAUCAUCACCUUUUUGAAAUCCUGGGUUUUGCAUCUCUCUGUGGAACCAAACAGCCAUGUGUGCCUCCCGGCCCUGCAUCUUACUGGAGAGCUCCAGGCUCAGGCACUCAGCUCGCCUGAGCUAACAGACAUGCGUGGCUGGCUUCCUAGCUCUUGAGGCAGACUCUUCUCACCCCAAGAUCCAGAGCCACCAAAGGGCCUCUUCCCAGGCAGACAUGUCUGCCGCCUGCCGCUGAUACCACAGCUAACAUACCACCUCUUAGCUCAAGGCCAGAAGCUAGAAACCACAAAAUUCAGUGUUCUGCCCCAAAAGCGGUUUUGAGGAGAAUCCACAGUCCAGAAAAGCGUGUCCUGUGAGUACCAAGAUACUUUCCUAUAAACCGGUUUUGCGCAGUUCAAGUUGAUUAGGUAUGUGUUUCUUUUCUUUCACUGUGAACAAAGAAGGCACCUUGCAGGGUUGAGUUCAGUAGGACCUUUCCAGGAGCCUUGUGUGGGUGGGGUGGGCGUGUCUCCACAACUUGAGGAACCGAUAAGGCAUGAGACAGCAUGACGGUUACCUCAUGAGCCUCACGGAGAGAGGCCUUCACUCCAGCUGGGGGUUAAUAUCCCAGAAGGCCUGCGGGGUGGAGGGGAAAGAGGGACAGGGCUGGCGCACACGGCCGGCAGCGGGAGCCCUCAGCUCCGGUUUGGCUUGGUGUCGGCCUCACUCUGGCGUGACAUUCAUGCACCCGAAAUGCUGCCCUCCGUGUGGAGCCCCAAGGCCGGAGUUUCCUGGGAGUAAAAGAACUCAGCUGCCGCGAGCUCCUAAAAUUCCGUUGGGACAGCCAGGUAGCUCAGGGCAGGGCCUCUGACCACUGGCCUCUGGCAUCUGGUUUUGUUUAAACUCCAAAGGUGUGUCUUUUCUUCUUGCCCUUUCCUUCAGCCCAGAGCACUGGAGAAUUUAGGACAUUUGAAUUGUCACAAGCAGCCCACCUCAUGUCCUGCUCGGGCCAGGCUCAGUGCAAGGUGUGAGGCCCCCUAUGCCUUUAUGAGGUGGGCACCGUGGUUCCCACUCCCUAGACUUCAGCCUUCAGAGAGAAUAAAUAACUUGCCUUAGCAGGCUGCGUUCAAACUCUUCUUCCCAGCUUGCUGCCCCACUGACCGCCCCCCAUCACCUUCCUACCAAGGGCCCCACCAUCCUGUGCAUUUCAGAUGUCAAAGAGGACAGAAGAGAACGGGCUUAAAAAAAUUAAUAUAUUUUUUUAAAAAAACCAAUAGUAAGCGGUAACUAAAUUAAUGCCAUUAAGUUAAAAAAAGAAAGAAAGAAAGAAAG
Condylura cristata (star-nosed mole) is the source of this 6868-nucleotide messenger RNA. RefSeq names its product heart development protein with EGF-like domains 1 (gene HEG1). Bases 42 to 3812 code for a protein of 1256 amino acids. The transcript has 17 exons. The record is from RefSeq and is a predicted model, not a curated record. Gene Ontology annotation, biological process: heart development. Gene Ontology annotation, molecular function: calcium ion binding. Lineage: Eukaryota; Metazoa; Chordata; Mammalia; Eulipotyphla; Talpidae.